This is a messenger RNA of Nicotiana tabacum (common tobacco), 827 nucleotides long. The record is from RefSeq and is a predicted model, not a curated record. NCBI's taxonomy places the organism in Eukaryota, Viridiplantae, Streptophyta, Magnoliopsida, Solanales, Solanaceae.
AUGAGGGCAGUGCCUCAUAUGGAGAGUAUGAUAGCCAUAUUUAGAAGCUUAGAUGCUACUUUCAAUGCUAAAGUCUUUCAAUUCCAGUCUCCUGAUGCCGGAACAAUGUUAGAGCAGUCUCCCAUUUCUGUUAAUGCUGAUGACAAAUCAAGAAAUGAGCAAGCCGUCAAAGCCAUAGUAAGCAGCAAUGGUCCAAACAUGGAAAUUAUUAGGCGGAAUGGACAUGGAAUUCCUUGGAAUGGUGUGAAUAAUUUGAGUCUCUUGCCUUCUUCUGACAGAAAGGCAGACUUAAAAAAUGAAAGGAAUGAUGCAGAGGAAAUAGAUUUGAAUCAAGUGCAACAACAAUCGCCAGGCAGCUCUCAUUCAUCCGAUAUUAACAAAGAUAUUGUUAAAGAGACUAGUGAACUGAGAGUAAGAAAUAAUGAUAUAAAAAGCCAUAUUGCAAAGAGGUCCGUAGAAGAUAGCUCACAUGUGGCCGAAGGUCUAGUGCACCAUGCAAUUAAGCAUGAGCAUGUGUUUGAGGAAAGAGAUGUGAAGAGACAAAAGAAACUAAGCUAUGAAUUGUCAGAUACAGUCUUGCAAAGUCAUGCUACUGCCAACUCUGACUGCACUUUGGCUUGUAAAUUGAGUGAAUCUUCUUUGGUUGCUCAGCCAAAAGCAGUUUCAGAUCAACAUCUCCCGAAAGGAAGUGUUUGUGCUUUCUGCCACACAUCUAAGAUAACAGAGGGAACUGGACCAAUGCUGCACUAUGCAAAUGGAAGGGAGGUGGUGGGAGAUGUUACUUCACUUUCAAAAGCCAUACCUGUGCAUAUGAAAUGUAUUGACUG